This is a messenger RNA of Drosophila gunungcola (fruit fly), 1843 nucleotides long. RefSeq names its product U2 small nuclear ribonucleoprotein auxiliary factor 35 kDa subunit-related protein 2. The record is from RefSeq and is a predicted model, not a curated record. Gene Ontology annotation, cellular component: U2AF complex; spliceosomal complex. NCBI's taxonomy places the organism in Eukaryota, Metazoa, Arthropoda, Insecta, Diptera, Drosophilidae. Gene Ontology annotation, molecular function: pre-mRNA 3'-splice site binding; metal ion binding. The transcript is spliced from 5 exons. Gene Ontology annotation, biological process: mRNA splicing, via spliceosome. Bases 52 to 1425 code for a protein of 457 amino acids.
AUAACUUCGUUCUAACUGCUCGCUGAAUUCCAAUGUUUUGAUUCUGCAAAAAUGCCGGAAAAAAGGGCAAGGAGAAAGUCAGUCAAGAAGCAGCAGAGGAAGCGACGCCGCCAAAAACAUGCAAAAGAACGCGACAAAUUGGAGGAGGAGGCACAAAAUUUGAGACUUUUGGAGCCGGGUUACCAGAAAUGGCUGCAGAAACAGCAGGAAAUGGAGGAGUUUCAGCGCCUUGUGGCCGAACGGGAGCACCAGGAUGCGGAGGAGUGCUGGCUGCGUUGCGAGGCCAUCGCCCAGCGGCAGUUCCGCAUAGACGAGGCCAAAAGACGCAAGGAGCAGGAGGAAGUGGAGCGACUGCAGCGGGAACAGGCCAAAGAGCGGGCGGAACGGGAGGAAGCACAAAGGAAGCAGCGCGAGGAGGAGCUCCGCAAAGCCGCCAAGGCUGCCGCCGAAUUCGAUGCCAUGAUGGAGAGCAUGGCCGAGUACCUGAACAACCCACGCGUGGAGAAGCCACCAAAGCACCUGCUCCGCGUGAUGGAAACCCAACCGGGGGAACGACCCUGCGAAUUCUUCAGUCGCACCAACUGCUGCCGUUACGGUCAUGCCUGCACCUUCAACCACCGACGGCCCAUGCUGGCCAGGAUCCUGCUCAUUCGGCACUUUUUCAACCACUCCAUGCUGCGGGAACAGCGGACACACAAAGAGUACGCCUCCGCGGAGGAGCACUUGGAGCUGACCGAACAGGAUCUGCGCAGCGACUACGACGAGUUCUUCGACGAUGCCGUCGAGGAACUGAAGAAGUUUGGCCAAAUCGUCAACUUCCGAACUGUGCGCAAUACGCUCGAACAUCUGAGGGGAAAUGUCUUCGUGGAAUACACAAACGAACGAUCUGCCCUUCGCGCUUUUACCAGUCUUCAGGGUCGAUUCUAUGCCUCCAAGCGCCUGAGCGUGGAGUUCUCCAAUCUGAAAACCUGGCGUGGCGCAGUGUGCGGUUUGUCCUUAACACGUAAAUGUCCCAAAGGUAACGGCUGCGGCUAUCUGCAUAUAUUUCGCAAUCCGAACAAUCUGUUCAAUACGGAUCUGGAAAAUACGACGACUCCAAGAAGUGAACGACGCUCUAACCAAACUCCCACGGCCAAGACUCCUAGUUGGGAUGACCACAAUGAGCGUGGUAGGAACUGGCGCUGGUCCGAGAGCCCUGAGAUGGAGCUGGAAAACUCCAAAGACUUAAGCAACAGCAUUAGGAACUCUGGAACAAGACAGGAUCUCAAAAACUCCCAUCAGACGGAGUUCAAUUCCAGAUCGAGAAGUGAUAAAUGGUCAGCCCGAUCGAACCGUGGUAAAUGCUCUAAAAGAGAUCGCAGCUCAUCGGGAUCAUCCCAUGAAGAUCGAAGAUCAAACAGAUAUCAACAAAACCAUCGCCAAUAAAAGCCAAGUAUUCAUUUAAGGUUUGUUUAAUGGGAUCUUUACAAAAUUUAAUUCAAUCUCUUUGUGCGCAAAACAUGAGUGAGUGUCUCAAACAAAAUACUAAAGAGAUUCCGAAUUUCUUGCUAGGAUGGAAAUCAGAGGGACAGAGAUACACUCGCAAUUUAAGAUUGCUUAUAAAUAGUUUCAAGUGCGGUCCGAAAACGACUCAAUUGAUUACAACGGAAUAGAAUUCUACGCGUAAAAUUGGCAGUUUUGAAACGAGAAAAGGGAAAGUGACACUGGGUGCUGGGAUUUGGGGGUUGGGGAUUUGAUGACAGUAUUAUAGGUGGUAAGAUCGGAAAUUUGUAAAUUCUAAAGUCUAUUUGUCUUGCUUUCUUCCGUUUUCGUCGUACACAUACAAACAAAAAUGAUACAAAAA